Molecule: messenger RNA, 1944 nt
Organism: Bipolaris zeicola 26-R-13
Lineage: Eukaryota; Fungi; Ascomycota; Dothideomycetes; Pleosporales; Pleosporaceae
Exons: 1
Coding region: 1-1944 (647 amino acids)
Cellular component (GO): nucleus
Source: RefSeq, a predicted model, not a curated record
AUGGCGCGCAAGAAAGCUCGGGACAACAAGCGGCAGACCAAAAUCAAUUUCUCGCCUGCUUCCCAAACAUCGCGUGCAACUAGAUCCUCCGCAACACCCAUGGCUGGCGCGUCCCAGAAGCCACAAAAGCCGACAAAAGGUAGCGCCAGUCGGGCAUCGAAGAAGACAUGUCAGGAUUCAACAAGCGAAGAUGAGUUGGCACAAGAGACAGAGAGAGGCUUGCGCAUAGGCAUGUUCAAUGAUCGAAACAAUCAUGCAAAUGGCUCCUCAAGCUCAGAAGAGGAGCAGCCAGUUGAGAAGCAGCCCAAGUCAAAGUCUAAAAAGCGGCGACGUGAGGCGACAUCAAGCGAAUCUGAAGGCGAGGCAACUGUUGUAGUGAUACCACGCAAACGUCAACGGUACGGUAUCAAAGUUGAAAUCGAGAGCUCAGAAGAAGACAGGAAGAGAAAGAAAAAGAAGAAGCAAGCCAAGUCGGAACCUGCACCACGCAGCGCUCGAAGAGGGGUUGCUAGAAAGGCUUCUACUCCAAACGAAGAGGAAGAGGAAGAAGAGGAGGAACAAAACGAGCAUACCCCGCCUCGCAGUGUCAGGCGCAAGCUUAAGAGACGAAGACCCGCGUCUGAUGAUGAUGAGGACGAAGACGAAGAUGAGACACACGGAGCCAACAAAGACUCUGCCUCAGAUAUGGAAGAGUCGGACUGUGCUGAUGAUACGGGGGAUAACGAAGAGCAAGAAGAACUCAAAGAAGACCUUGCAUUUCUACGAUCAUCUCCAGUUGCAGACAGUCGUAGGUCAACAAGCACAACGCUAAAGAACAAGCGACAAGAAGCUCUGGAAGCCCUGAAGAGACGAAGGGCUGGCACAACCGAGGCUUCGUCUUCAGCAACACCUGUGCGGCGAAAGACAGUUGUCAUAGAUUCCGACUCCGACUCCGAUUCAGAACUUGAGAUUAUCAAGGAGGAGGAGGAGGAUAGCGACGUAGAGGCCUCGGACCAAGACGACAGCGAGGAUGAGCAGGAGACCAAUGCCUUUGAUAUGUUUCAAGAAGACCAAGACGAUGAGCAAUUUAUCGACGAUACAGAGAAUAUUAUUGGAGAACCCGCAGCAAAUGACGACUUGGACGAGCUGCGACUAACCUUGAGCCUCUCUCGAGCAAAGACAAAGGACCUGUUCAGACAUGCCGUCGAGUGGAUGGUCAUGAAAAAGAUCCACCCCGGUUUCGAGUCAACUAAAAACAUCUAUACGGUGACUUUCCGGAAACUUGAUGACGAAGUCAAAGGCCUCGCAGGAUCAAAGUACACAUCAGCAGCCUGGACUUCCGACUUUACGCGCGCUAUCCGCGCACGACCAGACCUGAUGAUUAACGACCUCAGCGCCAGCGAAAGAGCCGCAAUGUCUCCCCACUGCGAAGCCUGCAACCGCACCAACCACACCGCAAGCUCCGAGCUCCUCUUCCAAGGCGCGCCGUACAACCCAGACACCCUCGAACCCCUCUCCUCCAACUCCGACUCCGACUCUGACUCUGACUCCGAUUCCUCCACCUCCUCUGCCCUCUCCUCCGACUCGGAAACCCUCCCCAACGGUGGAAAACCAACCUACAACUACCAAAAAGAGCGUAUCCCCCCAGAAUCUCACCGCUUCCCCGUCGGCUCAACCUGCAAAGCCAACGCCCAAGUCGCACACACUUUGUACCACUGGCGCUACCAUCUCUACCAGUGGGUUAAAGAUUACCUCAAAGCAGAGGGUCAUUUCACAGAGAAGAAGUUAGUAAAGAGGGAGGGCUGGAGCGAUCGCAAGAGAGCUAAGGCUGCGGCUAAGAUUGUGAAACGUAUGGAGGAUAAGGGCCAGAUUCGCGAGUUGUAUCAUUCGUAUAAGAAUCAAAUUACUGCGGCUGUUGAGGCGGAUAAUCGGUUUGAGAAUAGGUGGGGGAGACGUGGGAGGUAA